GAUCCAUAGGUCAGGAUGGAGAACGGGUCUUUCCACACGUACUUCGUGCUGAAUGGCUUUGAUGAGCUUGGCGUGCUGAGGCCCCUCCUCUUCCUGCCGUUCUCCUUCGCCUUCCUCGUGUCUCUGUUGGCCAACGGCCUGCUGGUGUACGUGGUCUUCUCCCAGAGGAGCCUCCAUCAGCCCAUGAGCGUCCUGAUUGCUGGCAUGGCGGUUGUGGAGGUGUGUCUCCCGGUGUUCUUCGUCCCCAACAUGCUGCUGAGCUUCCUGUUUGGCUGGAGGGACAUCUCUCUGAUUGGCUGCCUGACUCAGAUGCAUUUCAUCCACACUUUUGGAGCCUUUCAGACCACCUUCUUGGUGUGGAUGGCUUUGGACCGCUACUUCGCCAUCUGCAGGCCGCUCUAUUACCACCAGCAGAUGGCGCUGCAGAGCUUCAUCAGGUUCGUGGUCCCGCUGGUGCUGAGAAACGUGGUGGUCAUCACGCUGUUGGUGGCUCUGGCAGGAGCGCGCUCCUUCUGCUCUGAUGUCAUCCAUCACUGCGUCUGCGAGCACAUGGCCUUGGUGGAGCUGGCCUGCGGAAGCACCGCCCUCAACAGCCUGGCGGGGCUCAUGGCCAUCUUCCUCAUCCCUCUUCUGGACUUCCUCAUCAUUUCUGCAUCGUACAUCGUCAUCUUCAGCACUGUCCUGAGCUCCGCCCGCUCUGGCGGGAAAGCCCUGCACACCUGCGUCACUCACAUCAUGGUCCUCAGCCUCAGCCUGACGGUGGCGCUGGUCGCCUUCCUGUCGUACCGGGUCAGAAACAGUCUGCCCACUGCGGUUCGAGUCUUCUUCAGCACCAUGUACCUCCUCUUCCCCAGCUGCGUCAACCCGAUCAUUUACGGGAUCAGAACCACCGAGAUCCGACAGCACAUCAUGAAGACGCUAACGCGUCAAACCCGAGUGAGCGGGACCUGUUGACCUUCCAGCCAAAGGUACCAGGAUGUGACCCAAA
Molecule: messenger RNA, 988 nt
Organism: Oryzias latipes (Japanese medaka)
Lineage: Eukaryota; Metazoa; Chordata; Actinopteri; Beloniformes; Adrianichthyidae
Product: olfactory receptor 52K1-like
Biological process (GO): G protein-coupled receptor signaling pathway
Cellular component (GO): plasma membrane
Molecular function (GO): olfactory receptor activity; G protein-coupled receptor activity
Source: RefSeq, a predicted model, not a curated record